Messenger RNA from Aspergillus saccharolyticus JOP 1030-1, 4546 nucleotides. RefSeq names its product putative ABC transporter. Gene Ontology annotation, biological process: transmembrane transport. Gene Ontology annotation, molecular function: ATP binding; ATP hydrolysis activity; ABC-type transporter activity. NCBI's taxonomy places the organism in Eukaryota, Fungi, Ascomycota, Eurotiomycetes, Eurotiales, Aspergillaceae. Bases 23 to 4492 code for a protein of 1489 amino acids. Gene Ontology annotation, cellular component: membrane. The transcript has 15 exons. The record is from RefSeq and is a predicted model, not a curated record.
GUCAGCAUCAAUCAUCGUAAGCAUGGAUAGAGAGCAGAAUAUUGGUUCUAGACGCAAUCUCAACGUCCAGCACGAAGACAACCCCUCGCUCACUUCUUUGUCUCCGUCGGAGCCAACAUCGCGCUCCGAAUCUAGCUAUCAUGCAGAACGAUCUACCACGACUAGCGAACAUGUCGCUAGGGGCCAGGCAGGGACUUCUCUCGACAGGCGGCUGACUGAUGAUGACAUUGUCCGCGUUUUGUCCAAGCGACAAACCUCCAGAUCAGGCUCCGACCCUGUGGGUGCAGAUGAUACAGCUCAGAUUGCGAAACUGGUGUCACGGAUGUUCGGCCACGAGAGGAAGGCCAAUUCAGAAGAAGAGAAGACAAGGCAUCUCGGUGUAAUAUGGAAGAAUCUUACCGUCAAAGGCGUUGGGCUAGGCGCUGCUAUCCAGCCCACGAAUGCAGACAUUUUCCUCGCAUUACCUAGAAUGAUCAAGAACUUCUUCACACGACGCGCGAAGCAUACUAGCUCAGGUACCGCAUUGCGUACUAUUCUAGAUGACUUCACUGGAUGUGUGCGACCCGGGGAAAUGCUUCUUGUUCUGGGUCGCCCCGGAUCUGGAUGUUCGACUUUUUUGAAAGUUAUUGGAAACCAAAGAUCCGGCUAUAGAAGCGUGGAAGGUGAUGUACGGUAUGGGGGCACUGAUUCCAGUACAAUGGCGGAUAAAUAUCGCUCGGAAGUGCUCUAUAAUCCUGAAGAUGACCUGCAUUAUGCUACGCUCACAGUUCGAGAUACCUUGAUGUUCGCCUUGAAAAGCCGGACACCAGGUCAGGAAUCACGACUACCGGGAGAGAGUAGGAAGCAGUAUCAAGAAACCUUUCUGUCUACAAUCGCCAAAUUGUUUUGGAUCGAACAUGCGUUGGGCACAAAGGUUGGAAAUGAGCUGAUACGUGGUAUCUCCGGAGGAGAAAAAAAGCGUGUAUCCAUCGGCGAAGCUUUGGUCACAAAAGCCAGCACGCAAUGUUGGGACAACUCGACCAAGGGCCUAGACGCAAGUACUGCUCUGGAAUAUGUUCAAAGCCUCAGAAGCUCAACGGACAUGUCACAUGCGUCCACACUUGUGGCCCUGUAUCAGGCUUCGGAGAAUCUAUACAAUCUCUUUGACAAAGUGAUGUUGAUUGAGGACGGGAAAUGUGCCUACUACGGACGCACGGAAAAUGCCAAAGCCUACUUUGAGCGGCUAGGAUUCGAGUGCCCCCCUCGGUGGACAACCCCGGAUUUCUUGACUUCAGUCAGUGAUCCUUUUGCCCGACGUGUCAAGCAGGGUUGGGAGGAUCGGAUUCCCCGUUCGGGGGAGGAUUUCCAGAGAGCAUAUCGACGCAGUGGCAUUUUCAAAGCCUCUCAAAAAGAUAUUGAGGAUUUUGAGCGAGAGGUGGAGACCAAUAGGGAAGAACAAGAGCUUGCCCGGGAAAAGCUCAAGAAGAAUUACACAGUAUCGUUUUACAAACAGAUUAUCAUACUGACCCAGCGGCAAUUUCUCAUCAUGUAUGGGGACAAGCAGACACUGAUCGGGAAGUGGGCUAUGCUUACUUUCCAAGCAUUGAUCAUUGGAAGUCUUUUUUACGAUCUGCCUCAGACUAGUGCCGGUGUUUUCACUCGAGGAGGCGUCUUGUUCUUUGUCCUGUUAUUCAAUGCACUUCUUGCCAUGGCUGAACUUACAGCAUUCUUCUCUAGUCGGCCCAUUAUGCUGAAGCACAAGACUUUUUCCUUCUACCGUCCUUCAGCAUUCGCUUUGGCUCAGGUUGUUGUGGAUGUGCCCAUCAUAUUUGUCCAAGUAACUCUCUUUGAGUUGGUGGUAUACUUCAUGUCGAAUCUUCAGAGAACUGCAUCGCAGUUCUUCAUCAACUUCUUGUUCAUAUUCACGCUUACGAUGACGAUGUAUUCCUUGUUCCGAACCAUUGGCGCUUUGACAGGCUCCCUUGAUGUUUCCACCCGUCUCACCGGCGUCGUAAUUCAGAUCUUGGUUGUCUAUACCGGUUAUUUAAUUCCUCCGUGGAAAAUGCAUCCUUGGUUCAAAUGGUUGAUCUGGAUCAAUCCAGUGCAAUAUGCAUUUGAGGCAAUCAUGUCGAAUGAGUUUUACAAUCUCAAUUUGCAAUGCGUUCCACCGUCUAUUGUUCCAGAUGGCCCGACUGCACAGGCAAAUCACCAAGUAUGCGCCAUCCAAGGGAGUACUCCGAACCAGCUCGUCGUCCAAGGUUCCAGGUAUAUAGAAGCGGCUUUUACAUACAGUCGGUCUCAUCUUUGGCGGAACUUUGGGAUCAUCAUUGGUUGGUUCAUUCUGUUUGUUGUCUUGACGAUGAUAGGCAUGGAGUUGCAGAAGCCCAACAAGGGGGGUAGCACGGUUACUAUAUUCAAGCGAGGCGAGGCACCCAAAGCUAUCGAAGAUGCAGUGAAGUACAAGGAGCUCCCAGGCGAUGUUGAGUCGGGCAGCAGCAAUAGCAUCCAGGAAAAGAAGUCCGACGAAUCGGGGAAGCAGGUGCAGGGCAUUGCCAAAAGCACUUCUAUCUUCACGUGGCAAGAUGUGAACUACACAAUACCCUAUAAAGGCGGCCAGAGGAAGCUUCUACAAGAUGUGCAGGGAUAUGUUAAGCCUGGUCGUCUUACAGCUUUGAUGGGUGCAUCUGGAGCGGGAAAGACGACGCUUCUGAAUACUCUAGCACAGCGUGUCAACUUUGGUGUUGUCACUGGUACAUUUCUUGUUGAUGGAAUGCCCCUUCCAAGGAGUUUCCAAAGAGCCACUGGCUUCGCUGAGCAAAUGGACAUCCAUGAACCUACGGCUACUGUGAGAGAAUCACUCCGGUUCUCCGCCCUACUUCGUCAGUCAAGAGAAGUCUCGGUCCAGGAGAAAUACGACUAUUGCGAGAAAAUCAUCGACUUGCUGGAAAUGCGAGAUAUCGCUGGAGCUACAGUUGGUGCUGGUGGCUCGGGGUUGAACCCAGAGCAACGCAAGCGGUUGACGAUUGCCGUUGAGCUAGCUAGCAAGCCACAAUUACUACUUUUCCUGGAUGAGCCGACUUCUGGCUUGGAUUCAUUAGCUGCUUACAAUAUCGUACGCUUCCUUCGACGACUCGCUAAUGCAGGCCAAGCAAUUCUUUGCACGAUUCACCAGCCGUCGGCUGUUUUGUUUGAAGAGUUUGACGAUCUGCUUUUACUGCAAAGCGGAGGGAGGGUUGUUUACAACGACGAGCUGGGUUCGGACUCCAGAAAGCUCAUUGAAUAUUUCGAGAGCAAUGGCGCCAGGAAGUGUGCUCCUCAUGAGAACCCUGCCGAGUACAUGCUGGACGCCAUUGGUGCUGGAAACCCUGAGUACAAAGGACAAGACUGGGGCGAUGUCUGGGCAAAUUCGGCAGAACGCCAGCAGCUUUCAGAAACCAUUGACAGCAUAAUCCGGGAACGUCGUAACAAAGGGGCAGAAGAAAAAACAGAUGACGACCGCGAGUUUGCGAUGCCGGUAUGGGUGCAAAUCAUGGCGACCACGAAGCGGUCUUUCACUGCCUAUUGGCGGACACCUCAAUACACUGCGGGUAAAUUCAUCCUUCAUAUCUUCACUGGACUAUUCAAUACCUUUACUUUCUGGCACCUGGGAGAAAGCUCCAUCGACAUGCAGUCUCGCUUGUUCUCCAUCUUCAUGACCCUCACCAUUUGCCCACCUUUGAUCCAGCAGCUCCAACCCCGGUUCCUCCAUUUCCGCGACCUCUACCAAUCUCGGGAAGCCAGCUCCAAGAUCUAUUCCUGGACAGCUUUCGUGACCAGCGCCAUUCUUCCCGAACUGCCCUAUUCGGUCGUCGCAGGAACGCUCUACUUCAACUGCUGGUACUGGGGCAUUUGGUUCCCACGCGACUCCUUCACCUCCGGCUUCGUCUGGAUGAUGCUGAUGCUUUUCGAGAUCUUUUACAUCGGUUUCGGCCAGUUCAUUGCCGCCUUUGCCCCUAAUGAGCUCUUUGCCUCCCUUCUCGUUCCCACCUUCUUCACCUUCGUCGUCUCAUUCUGCGGUGUUGUCGUCCCUUACAACAGCCUCAUUCACUUCUGGCGCUCCUGGAUGUACUGGCUCACCCCUUUCCACUAUCUCCUCGAGGCCCUCCUAGGCGUGGUCACCCACAACAUCCCUGUGCGCUGCAUCUCCCGUGAAGAAUCCCUGUUCAGUCCGCCCCCAGGCUCGACAUGUCAGGACUACGCGGGUGCGUUUGCCACUCAAUCCGGCGGGUACGUCACUGACGCGGGCAAUGGCUUCUGUGCAUUCUGUCAAUACACUGACGGAGAUGUCUUCGCCGCGAGUUUCAAUGUUUAUUAUUCGCAUAAAUGGAGGGCUUAUGGCAUUUUCUGGGUUUAUGUGAUGUUCAACUUCAUGGCCGUCUUCUUCUUCUCGUGGUUGUAUCUGCAUGGGAUUGGAGAUAUCAAGAAAUGGCUUAGUAAACGGAAGUCGAAGAACGCUCCGCACAAGGAUGAGUGAUUCAGCUCGGCUGGCUAUUGGGAAGAUCAGACUAGAAUGUACGAAAAUGUGGCG